UUUUCUGUUUUCUGGUUCUUUCUGAUCUUCCUGCUCGUUUCUGAACUUCCGGUUUGAUGUGUGAACUCGGAGCUUCAGAGCCGUUCAGAGCCGCCGGACUCGGUAACCGAUCCCGCUUUAACGAGCCUGCUGCUGGGCGUGGCGCCGCGGGAGGAACGCGUCCCUCAUUACGGACACAAGACAACAGACGGACCGGUACCGGAACCGAGCAGCUGCAGCUGAGUGUGGGUUUCUCAGCAGCAGCAGCAGCGCCGGCCCUUUUUUCCGCUCUGACUCGUCGCUGGGCUUCCUGUGCCUCCGCCAGUCGCUCUGCACUCCAACAUGGCCAUCAGCAGAAAAGACAGCUUCCUCUGGGGCAAAGCGCCACCAAGGCUCCGACUGGCUGAGAGGAGGCAGAGCGACCGCAGCGGCCAACCUGAGCUGCUGGACGACCUGCAGAAGCUGAAACUGGAGCUGAAUGAUGCAGCGACCGGAUCCAGCAACCCGGACCUGAAGCGCCACAGUAAAAGUGUCGUGAGGAACAGGAAGUUUCUACGAGGGAAAAAGAAAUUCAACAUGGACCCAAAAGUGGGCGUCCGCUACCUGGUGGAACAUGGCAUCCUGGAGUGGCGAGCCGAGCCGGUGGCGGAGUUCCUCUACAAGGAGGAGGGGCUUAACAAGACCGCCAUCGGCAACUUCCUGGGAGAACGGGAGGAAAUGCACCUGAAGGUCCUGAAGGCGUUCGUGGCUCUGCACGAGUUCUCCGACCUGAAUCUGGUCCAGGCGCUGAGGCAGUUUCUGUGGAGCUUCCGGCUCCCAGGUGAAGCCCAGAAGAUCGACCGGAUGAUGGAGGCGUUCGCGGCGCGUUACUGCGACUGUAACCCCGGAGUGUUCCAGUCCACAGACACCUGCUACAUCCUGUCGUUUGCCAUCAUCAUGCUCAACACCAGUCUGCACAACCCCAACGUGAAAGACAAGCCCAACCUGCAGCGCUUCGUCUGCAUGAACCGAGGAAUCAACAACGGCGCCGACCUUCCCGUCGACCUGCUCACGAAACUUUACGCCAGCAUCCGCAGCGAACCCUUCAAGAUCCCCGAGGACGACGGCAACGACCUUACUCUGACCUUCUUCAACCCGGACCGCGAGGGCUGGCUGCUGAAGAUGGGCGGCCGAGUCAAGACGUGGAAACGCCGCUGGUUCAUCCUGACCGAGAGCUGCCUCUACUACUUCCAGUACACAACGGAUAAAGACCCGAUCGGGAUCAUCCCUCUGGAGAAUCUCUGUGUCAGAAAGCUGCAGGAUUCCAGCAAACCGUUCUGUCUGGAGCUGUACAGCCCCAAAGGUCAGAAGGUCAAAGCCUGUAAGACGGAGAACAAAGGCCGAGUGGUGGAGGGGAAACACCAGUUCUACCGGCUGAACGCCGCCAGUGAGGAGGAGAGAGAAGACUGGAUCAGCGCCAUCAGGGCGAGCAUCACCAAGGACCCGUUUUACGAUUUGGUGUCGAUGAGGAAGAGGAAGGUGAUCAGGAAUGCUUCGUCAUCGGAGUGAAGCGUCCUGAACGAAGCUUCAUGAACGUUUCACAGAAACAAGCUGAACUGGAGAGACAAAGAGGAACCGGGAAAUGACGAGUCCAAGUCACUUCUGCAAACUGCAGACGGUUCCUGGAAGAAGGCGUUAGCAUCAGCAGCUUUAGCAGCAUCACAUUAAACUGACUUCAUUCCCUCCAUGUGAAGGAAAUGAACUAAAGUUCAUAAAGAAGCUUAAAAAUGAAGCAGAAAGACCAACGGCUGGAAGCUAAAAGAGACGAAACGAAACUGAAGCUGGAAAAGAAGCUAAAGGACAAAAACACAGAAAAGAUGCUGAAUGUUCACUUUAAAAAAGAAAAGUCACCGAGAUGCAAAACAUGGAUGUUCAAUAUUUCCACAAAAAACAGAAAAGUAACAAAAAUAGAUAGAAAAUGAUGCAGUUUAAAAACCAAUGAAAGAACUAAACAGUGAUUACAGAGAAUGAAGCUACAUUUAGAGUCCAGGGGAAAAAGUCUGAACACAGAAACUCCCACAAUAGAAACAAUAAAAUAUUAAACCAGCUGGCUGAUUAUUUAUUCAGUCUGGAGAAACGAUGUAGCAUUUCUUUAUAAGUCUAAUAGAUCUAAAAUCUUCUCAACUUGUUUAAUUUAUGAAUCGCUGAAUAUGUACAGUUUGUUAUAUUUUAUGUUUAAUAUGUAAUUUAAUGAUCACAUAAUCAAACUUGUAGAAUAAAGUUUAUUUUUCCUCAAA
This is a messenger RNA of Xiphophorus hellerii (green swordtail), 2255 nucleotides long. RefSeq names its product cytohesin-3-like. The coding region runs from base 322 to 1527 and encodes 401 amino acids. The transcript is spliced from 14 exons. The record is from RefSeq and is a predicted model, not a curated record. Gene Ontology annotation, molecular function: guanyl-nucleotide exchange factor activity. Gene Ontology annotation, biological process: regulation of ARF protein signal transduction. NCBI's taxonomy places the organism in Eukaryota, Metazoa, Chordata, Actinopteri, Cyprinodontiformes, Poeciliidae.